This is a messenger RNA of Benincasa hispida (wax gourd), 1514 nucleotides long. RefSeq names its product putative WRKY transcription factor 60. The record is from RefSeq and is a predicted model, not a curated record. Gene Ontology annotation, biological process: regulation of DNA-templated transcription. NCBI's taxonomy places the organism in Eukaryota, Viridiplantae, Streptophyta, Magnoliopsida, Cucurbitales, Cucurbitaceae. Gene Ontology annotation, molecular function: DNA-binding transcription factor activity; sequence-specific DNA binding.
ACAUCAAAUUUCCCUUUUUUUAAAAAAAUAAAUAAUAAAUAAAAAACCUUCUUAAUUCUUUUUUGCAUUUUUUCCAUCUUAAUAAUGAUAUUCAAUGAACAUAGUAUAACCUAUUAUAACCUGAACCUCCAUUUCUUUAUUCUAUCUCCAUAGAAAGUACUGUUCAUGGAUUCAAAGGUGGAAUGUCUCCAAACAGAGCUUGAAAGGUUGAGAAAAGAGAAUGAAGCUCUAAAGUUUAUGCUCAGAGUUGUGAGCAUCAAGAAUUUGGUUUCUCAAACGGAUGUUUGUUUAAGAGAUCAAAGUGAUGGUUUGAACCAAAGUUCGAACACAAGAGCGAGAGCCGAUCUCGAAGUUCCACUCGCUCUCGCACUCGGACCUUCGUCCACGACCCAAGCAUAUGUUAGAACUAGCUUCAAAGACCAAGCAUUGAUGGUGAAGGAUGGAUAUAGAUGGAGAAAAUAUGGGCAAAAGAUUACGAAGGACAAUCAAUCUCCUCGUGCUUAUUUCAAGUGUUCUUCUCCAGGAUGCCCAGUCAAAAAAAAGGUACAAAGAAGCUUGGAAGAUAAGUCAAUGGUCAUAGUCACAUACGAUGGUCACCACAACCAUCAAAAUGGCUCUCCUUCUCCGCUUUCAACCUCUCGACGACGGUCUUCGUCUCUAUCUUCUCCGGCGGCCGUCCGUCGUUUGCCACUUCCACUGCCGCCUUUGUCACCACCGCUUUGGGUGGAGAGCAACCGAGUUGUUCCACCAGUGUCGCUCGAUCUCGAUCUUACUCUUUCGAGAGACAAAACAUAUUAAAAUAGAAGAAAGUUUCCAAUUUAAAAGAACGAUGGAGUGGAAAAACUCUUUACAUAAUUAAAAAUUACUUCUAAUCUUGGACUAAAAACGACUCUAAUGUCGAUGAAGAGUUGGGUUUUUUUCUUUUGAGAUCCAAUUGUAGUGUCAAUUUUUUUUUUUUUUCCCAUUUUAACUUUUGUCCUUGAAACUUUUAAAUAUGCUGUCUUUUGUCUCCAAAAUUUUGGAUCUUUUAUCCGACUAUGCGUAUAAUUAAAGUAUAUAAGCUAAUUGCCUAAAAACCAAAAGUAAAAACAAAACAAAAGUAUAUAAAUCUGUGUAGAGUCCAACUGUUCACACCAGAUUUCAAUCCAAGGGUAAGAUAUUUAACCCGUAGAAAUGAAUUUGAUUUUAUUGAUUUAAAAUAUAAAUGUUACAUUCUCUAUUUUUUAUCCUUGGGUUCUUUCUCUCUUUUGAACUUAGUUGAUCGAUUUGGAUCGGUCUCUAGCUUGUUGAUGUGUUUGGAUCGGUCUCUAGUUUGUUGAUGUAUUUGAUUGACCUCUAGUUUGUUGAUACGUUUGGAUCGGCUUCUGGUUGUUGAUGUGUUGGAUUGGUCUCUGGUUUGUUCUGUUUGGAUCGGCAUGAACUUCUUGAUCGAUUUGGAUCCACCUUUAGCUUGUUGAUAGAAAUAAUUUCAUUUGAUGAGCAAACAUUUUCUCGACGGAUCGAUGCUUAGACAU